Messenger RNA from Rhipicephalus sanguineus (brown dog tick), 7499 nucleotides. RefSeq names its product serine/threonine-protein phosphatase 2A 56 kDa regulatory subunit epsilon isoform. The record is from RefSeq and is a predicted model, not a curated record. NCBI's taxonomy places the organism in Eukaryota, Metazoa, Arthropoda, Arachnida, Ixodida, Ixodidae. Gene Ontology annotation, cellular component: cytosol; nucleus; protein phosphatase type 2A complex. Gene Ontology annotation, biological process: signal transduction; protein dephosphorylation. Gene Ontology annotation, molecular function: protein phosphatase activator activity. The coding region runs from base 638 to 2173 and encodes 511 amino acids. The transcript is spliced from 10 exons.
UAAAAAAAAUCCUCGGUGGUCUGCUCUGAAGCUCGGCCCGGGCGAAAGUGUGUGAUACUUCCAAGGGGGGUUUGUUUCCAAACCGCUCGCCUCUCAUGUGCGCGUCGGCGAGAGCCACGGCCGUCAUGUAGGAGGCACGACCGCGAAAAGCGCCGAAACCCUGCGGGCCCGGCGGAUAUUUUGCGUAUGGACGCAGCACUACCACCACCACCACCGAUGCAGCAGCGGCGGCGAUGUUAGGCCUAAGAGUCCAGAGAUGAUCGACGGCGUUUAGGCCUAACCCCCUCACCACCGUCGCUUGUUUAUCGUGAACGAGAAAGGAACCCCCGUCGGAGUCGACUCAGGGGGCAUGGAUCCGAAGUUCGCACCCGGACGCGCCGUCGGCACGCCUUGGACGUCGGAGUGAGGACUCCGAGAACACCAACGCGGGUACCCGGGGUUCUCAGCGAGCCAAGGAGUCGCCGGUACACACGAGAGCGGCGCCUUACGAGCGGCGCCUUAGGCCGCCGACGAGCCUGCGGAAAGAUUUCCAAGUGCUGUUUUUGUCUUCGUUUUUCUUAACCCCAACUACCACCACGACUUCGUAAAAGUGCGCGUACGACGACUAGGAACGAAAGAGAAACGGCAGCCGGGCGACAUGUCGGCUCACUCAGGAUCACACCCGGUGUCAUCUUCGGCAACGUUUGUCGACAAGAUCGACCCGUUCAAGAAGGGAUCGCUCAAACGCAAACAACGCAAAUCGCAGGGAUCGUCGCGCUACCGGUCCGCCAACGAUGUAGAGCUCCAACCUCUACCAUUGUUACGAGAUGUAGGUGCCGGGGAGCAGGAGGAGCUUCUGAUUCGCAAGCUGCGGCAGUGCAGCGUUGUCUUCGACUUCAUGGACCCCGUGGCCGACAUCAAGGGCAAAGAGGUGAAGAGGGCCACCCUGAACGAGCUGGUCGACUACGUCACUGCAGGCCGUGGGGUGCUCACAGAGCCAGUCUACCCGGAGAUCAUACGAAUGAUCUCUGCGAACCUCUUUCGGACACUACCUCCCAGUGAAAACCCAGACUUUGACCCUGAAGAGGACGACCCAACGUUAGAGGCUUCUUGGCCACAUUUGCAGCUUGUGUACGAGUUUUUCUUGCGGUUUCUGGAGUCACCAGAUUUCCAGCCAGCACACGGAAAGAGAGUCAUAGACCAGAAGUUCGUUUUACAGCUUCUGGAGCUCUUUGACAGCGAGGACCCGCGGGAGCGGGACUUUUUGAAGACGGUGCUGCACCGGAUUUAUGGCAAGUUCCUCGGGCUGCGGGCGUUCAUCCGCAAGCAGAUCAACAACAUAUUCCUGCGGUUUAUCUACGAGACGGAGCACUUCAACGGGGUGGGCGAGCUGCUGGAGAUCCUGGGCUCGAUCAUCAACGGCUUCGCACUGCCCCUCAAGGCCGAGCACAAGCAGUUCCUGGUCAAGGUGCUCAUCCCGCUCCACAAGCCCAAGUGCCUCGGGCUAUACCAUGCACAGCUGGCGUACUGUGUGGUUCAAUUUCUCGAAAAAGACGCUACGCUUACAGAACAAGGCCCGCUCCCUUCUGUUCCCAUGCAGGUCAUGAAGGGAUUACUAAAGUUCUGGCCCAAGACUUGCAGUCAAAAAGAGGUAAUGUUUCUCGGGGAAAUAGAAGAGAUCCUCGACGUGAUAGAGCCAACGCAAUUUGCCAAGAUUCAGGAACCCCUCUUCAAGCAAAUAGCCAAGUGUGUGUGUAGCCCACACUUUCAGGUGGCAGAGCGGGCGCUGUACUUCUGGAACAACGAGUACAUCCUGAGCCUGAUUGAGGAGAACAACCAGGUGGUGAUGCCGCUCAUGUUCCCCGCACUGUACCGCAUCUCCAAGGAGCACUGGAACCAGACCAUCGUGGCGCUCGUCUACAAUGUGCUCAAGACCUUCAUGGAGAUGAACACCAAGCUGUUCGAUGAGCUCACGUCUGCUUACAAGUCUGAGCGGCAGAGGGAGAAGAAACGUGAGAAGGAACGAGACGAACUCUGGAAGCGACUGUCCCAGCUUGAGCUGAACCACAGGUCCCGGGUGGCGGGCAACAACGCUGGCACGGCCGCCACGGCCGGCAACUCUGCGGCGGCGGCGUCCCCUUCCUCCCGUCCGGGCACCUCGCCGCCCACAAACAGCGGCGGCAGCAGCAACUAGCUUCUCAACUUUUCUUUCUUCUCCUUUCUUUGCGCCGGCGGCACCCCUCAUGCCCUUCUACCCUCCACCGCCCCGCCUUUCCAAGACACGCGAGGGUCGACGUCAAGGGCCACUCUCUCUCUCUGCAAAGAGAGGAGGGAGGUUAUGCCGCCAGGAAUCUACAACUGAAGAAGCAGCAGCAUGGAGAGGAAACAGCGGCAACAUUCACUUUGCGGGGGGAAAAAGGUGGUGACAGCCUGCUUGCUUUUCUUGAAAACAUUUCUUUUCUGAACCCUCUGUCCCCUUUCGGCUUAACUAAUGCAGUCUUCAUGUCUAGUUUUCUUAGUUGUCCUCUCCCAAACCCUCUCCCUUCUCCUUCCAGCACUAGUGUUUGUCAAGACAAGUGCUGCCCACCGACUCGCAUGUGGCUUGCGGGGCGAGGCUUUCAGCGCAGCAGGAGAGACUGCCGAAAUGCUUCCAUGACUAAAUUUCCGCACUUGCACCCUAAGUCGUCGAGUAUUUUCCGAGCCUCAAGAUCCUGGUUUGCGGCUACCACGACCGCUACUACAUCAGGUGUGCUGUGUUUACUGGAUGCUUCUUUGGAAAGCAGCAGGCUGUUAGAAUUUCUCGUCCCCUGCUUCGCUGAAAGCUGCGACGCGGCCACCUCUGCCUUCCAACGUCCCGUUCCGCCUUUAAACUGCGAUUCGUCGACAGGAACGCACGGUUAUGUUCGACCCCGGCGGCUGUCACUCCUCUAAACUCCCGAGUGUGUUGUGUCUCCGCAAGCCUCACAUCGUUCUUCCCAGCACCCUUUAAGUUAUCUGCCGCCGUUUGUGGGCGGCGGUUAGUGUGAUGACUAAACGGAGGCAGUGUGUGGCAAGUGCCGUGCGCGAGCGCCGGCUUGGACCUUCGGUGAUGCUGUGCUGCAACGGGUGCGAGAGUUGGAGGAAUGGGAAAAAACGACGAGACGCACCACCGACGACACUUCCGUGAAGGAAGAAGCGAUGGACGCAGAGCUGAAACUAAAAAGACGGAAAUGUGACAGUGUGUAGCACGAUCUUUUUUUUUUUUCAUACUGCUACGCUUGCAUACCUCCUCAUCUCCUUUUUUCUUACCCCCUUUCGCUUGCCACCAAUGUCUCGAUAACCGUUGCACCGGACGACAAAGGUGGCCUGGGUUGGCUCAUUUACUUUUCUUAUUCAUGCAUUUUUUUAGGUCUUUUUUUUUUCCUAAGCCACUGUGUCUUGUUGUGCAGAACCUCCAUGUACAGCGAGUUCAGACGUGUCUUUCCUUUUUUUUUUUCAAUUGUUAUUUCUCUACAGACUCUUCCUUGGUUGGAUUGAUUGCCUGCGAUGCGAGCCUGUAGCGAGGUAUUUUUUACAUUGUGAGAAAAAUGAACACAGAAAAGGGGUGUGUUUUUUUUUUUUCAGCGAGUGUCAACGUUGCAUGCACUCUUUGUCACACUUUUUUUUGUUUUUCAGGACAGAAAUUGUUUUGCAGCAUGCUCUCGAUGCAAACCGUGUGACAGAUUAGUUCGUACUGUCCUGUACAUCACAAUCUCGCUGUGAAACAAGGUUCAUAUUUGGGUUUGUGUCAUUGGUCUGUUUGUUUCUUUCCUGGACUGUACGGCUACCACUGGCAGUCUGGAGAUCGGAAAGAGUUUGAAGGAACUUGUGUAUGCUUACACGGUUGUUUGAUAUAAGGUAACUAGAAAUUUGUGGUUCCUGUCAAGUUUCGAUGAUGUAACUGAAGUCAUUGAAUGGUUGAAAUUUAUUAGACGGCUCCCACGUAUAAGUGUUAUUCACUUCUAAGUGCACCAUCAUCCGUGCCGGAUAGUUGCCAUCUUCCUCUGUCCAACCCAGAUACACUGAUAGCGACCUCCGGUACGAAUCAAUUCAUCACCGUCAAAAAGUGCGAGCAACGCAAAACGUUGAGGACAUUGCGGUAGCUUGAAGGAGAACGCCGACGCCAUAUUAUUAGCCCGACUCGCUGUGUAGCAUGGUACUUAGUUUUUGCAUCUGCAUUUUCGAUCGUACACCGAGUGUGAUACGGGAACAUUUUAUUUCAGCCUGAGCUUGUGAUGUCUAGAUCUAGAGUAGUCUUAAUUGCGCGAAAGCACUUCUACGCAGUUUUUUUUUUUUCUACAUGUAUACUAGAUGUGGUGCAAACUUGCGGUAUAAUGUCAUAUCACUAAAUUUUAGCUGCCGCGCUCAUCGGGAACAGUCUCAACAAUGUGUCUUGUAACUUGCCUGUAGGUCGCAUUGUAGUUCAAGGCCCGGAAUGCCAAGUCAUAGUCGAAUGGUUACGGGGACCGCUUUGUAACAUCUGCAUUUGCACGUUCGGUGCGCAAUGAACUUCAUUGCAAACAAGACUGCAUAUGCGUGCGAGGCUGCAAAAGGGGGCUUUCUUGUAUAAUUUCUAGUUGUAGUACAAGCUUUUUGCAAUCCACAUUUUUGAAUGCACACGUACACUCGUUAUUGAUACGAGAAUGCCGUAGUCGCAGUGGCUGAAGCAGAGUCUGCGGGCAGACAGCGUGAGAGAUUUGGGGUUUGAGGAAAGACUCCAACCAUGCAAGGGAGCGCGACGCAGUGUCGAAACAAUGUCGAUCAUGUCUGCAACAUUGGUUCCCACCCCUCCCCACGUCCCCCUUGCCCAUUUAGGCACAGUGCAAUGAAUUUUUGCUUUGUUUUCCUCCGCGAUUUCCAGUGCGAGCUAGAUCCCGCACAUGCUGUCCAGUAGUGGAUGAAUGGUGCGGGCCAUAAUUUGUCUGGGAGCCUAGCCUCAGUUAUGCCAAAUGUGUUAGUCAUGCAUCUUAAGUUAUAUUUCGUUCCUUGAAGUGAAUUUUCUUCUGUAAUACCUGUUGGGCUUGAAGUGAAAAAGUAACUGGCCACUUUUUUCUGGUGCGUAGUAGUGAUACUUCUUUUUUUUUUUUUAUUAGGAGGGAGUAACAAGUUUGAAUGACCAUGAAAAUUUUGCAUUUGAGUACAUUGAGUGUAGACUUGUUGAAGCCUGCAAUGCAAGCUUCGGUUCACCACCCCCAGCCGUUUUCGCCUGUCUGUCCUUUCAUUUUCUUUUGCUGUCGUGUAGUUUUUUUUUAUGAUUAAUAUUAUUAACAACAUUAUUUGUGAAUAAAUGUAGCAAUGAUGUCUGUGUGGAGGACUUCACUAACUGCAAUGCGUGAAUUCGUAUGGAGACUCGAAGUAACACUUGAAACUGUCAAGAAGGAAAUGUUCUGAUCAACAGUGUUACGUCGGCAAUUGUUUCAGCGUUCACCACUUCAUUUUCCAAGCUAGUGACGUUUUUCGAUAAAGGCAACCUUAGUUGCUGCUACCAACUUGCUGCAGGUUUCUCAUGUGUGGGCUCAAUUCGGCUCAAACCAGUGGCCACGCUUGUCUGAGCUGUGUUUAGGUGGUAGUAAAGUCUUGUUCGGCUCCGGGUGGGUAGCCCUUGCAUUAACACAGGCGGUGUGUGUGCGUGCGUGUGUGUCAAUAGUUCUUACCAUCGUGAUACGUCGUCCCGAAUAUUCAAAUCCGGGAAGAUUCGUCUUUAGACCGGUGGCACCUCCCAGAAACUUCAUCUCGCCCGCAACCUUAUUUACAUUUUUUUUUAAGCCCUCCCUUGUUCAUUUGUUGUAAUCCAUUGCGUUUGCUUCUUGCCAUCCAUCAUCAUUCACCUCCUAUAGUCAGUGGUACCUGGGAAGCAUAAGCAUUAUACACUCGACGAAAAUAGCAGGACAGAGUAACCGAGCCCUUUCUGCAGAGGCAAUGAUGACACAGGUUGCUGCGUCUCCUGCGAAGACGUCUCCGAACGAGCGGCAGUCCAUUUUUUUCCCCCACCGUGCAACGCUUUUUGCGUCGGCCGUUUCUUCAUCAUGACAAGUUAGCCUUAACUGCACAGUUUCUUGUGGGGGAACAGUUUCCAAAGACUUUGUACUCUCAAUUCUUCGCAUGGUCGUCACUUCCUCUACAACGAGCCUCCGUGCACUUCUUUCGCUUCUCUCCCAGUCUUACAAGAACUGUUCUUUCCUGGCGGGUGAUGUGUCUCGUUGUACCCUGAAGGAUGCUGGAAGUUAAAGGGUGACUGGAGGGAUGGAGGGAGGGUGAUUGCUUUGAUAAGCAACUUUUCUUUUUGCCAGAUAGGGGUUGCGUGCCGUCCUGUUAACCCGUGGCCAGAGAAUAUGGGGAAGGAGGAAAAGGCGUGGUGUGUGCGGGCGACUGUUAAUAUGUGGUAACACGACCACUCGAAAGGCGUCGUAUGACGUGGCGCUUUACCAGAGGACAAACCAGAGUCCGCGUGGAGUCGUCGGAGCCUUCUAGGUUUGAUUAUUCCGGGGAGGAUCGUGUUACCUUCUUUUUCUGCAACGUUCACGACUAUGCUCGUAGUGCACGCCUAUGUCGCGAGGGGGCGCUGUGCCUCGAAGCCUGACGAGAUAUCGCGAGAACCGGGGGGGAGGGGGGUUCCACGAUCCCUCCUGUUGCAUUUCUCGGUUGCCAUUAGGGACACCGCCGUAGUGCCGGGUACGCCAUCUUGUAACGCCUCCUCGGCAUCUGCAAGAUAAAGAUGUCUGCUUUGCGAUUGGUUGGGGAAAGAAAUGGCGGAUUUGGGCAACAAGAUGGCGGGAAUAUUGUGUCAGGAGUAUCGCCCCCUUGGACUCUGAAACCGAAUGAGACUGGAAGUGUUUGAUAGAAUGGGAGAAAAAAAAAAACGUGAAAAUAUACGCUUCCGGAGGUUCAUUUUUCCGGCACACGGACAGACACGAACUUUCCUUCUGACCCUUCCCCCACCUUUUCCCUCCACAGCUGCCGUUGAAUGUGUAACAUACAAGUAAAUAGCGCAGUUCGUUGAGGUAGCGAGUUUUACUUUUCUGACUUCGUAUGUGUAACUUGCCUGCUCCGCACAGCGUAGGGAUUUAAUGAUGAUGAUGUUGGGGAGAUGAUACUGUGUGGAGCUUGUGGUAAAAAAAAAAAGACGUACGUGAUUAUAAUGCGAAUGAGAUAAUGAUGGGAGUGUGGCCUGUUGUUUAUAUGUUUAUUACCUCCUCUGCCUUGUGGAGAAUGUUUUUUUUUUGUCUGUUAUUCUUUACACCGCCUCGUCCUUGAUUUCCCCGACUUACUGUGAAGAGCCGGUGGUGAAAGAACACUGGCAGCGCCUGCUACACGAGUGUCGCGCGACGAAGCUCUUUGUUUUUUUUUUUAGUUUUCAUUUCGUAAGAAAACACCUUCACCCUUAAUUAUUAACUAUUAACCAGUGACUUGUAAAGCAUCACUUGUCACAAACUGUGAGGAUGGGUGAUGUGCUGUAUAAAAAUGAAAAAGGAGUAAUAAAAAUUUUGUGACAUGUCCACUGA